CACCACAUAAUUCUUCCACUGCUUUUUAAAAAAAUUAUCUUUCAGUCUACAGAGGUAGAGUGAAUACCAGGAGGAAAAAGUGAAGUGGAGAUCCACGUUACCACAUACUGUGAGGAGAGGGAGGGGACUGAGUUUCACUUUGACUCACUCUGAUUGCCGCCGAGAAAAAAGUCAAAGGAAGACGGUGGUCGAGACGAGAGGAAGAGAGUGCAGAGACACGAAGAAUGAAACUCAACCUGAGAGCCAUCAGGAACAACGUUACGCAAGUGGAAAAUGGGCAACUGUGGCACUAGAGAGGAAUCGGCUGUUGUGACCAAUGCUCAAGUUCAGCAGCAGCUACAUAUCUUGUCUUCUUUGCCUGUUAAAACCGAGAAGAAGCAUAGUCGUUCUGUGUCAGAUCUGAGCGAUUCUUCUACUUCUCGUAAUUUGGAGGAUUUUAGAAGCAAUGCGGUGCUAUAUACUCAUGUGAUUGCUUUCACUUUGUACGAGCUCGAGACUAUCACUAAGAGCUUUCGCUCUGAUUAUAUUCUUGGAGAAGGUGGUUUUGGAACUGUUUACAAAGGUUACAUUGACGAGAAUGUUAGGGUUGGUCUCAAAUCUCUCCCUGUCGCUGUAAAGGUUCUCAAUAAGGAGGGUCUUCAGGGCCACCGUGAAUGGCUUACGGAGGUCAACUUCCUCGGCCAACUUAGACAUCCUAAUCUUGUUAAAUUGAUCGGAUAUUGUUGUGAAGAUGAUCACAGGUUACUUGUUUAUGAGUUUAUGUUCAGAGGAAGCCUUGAAAAUCACCUGUUUCGAAAGGCAACUGUUCCGCUAUCAUGGGCCACAAGAAUGAUGAUUGCUCUUGGAGCUGCCAAAGGGCUUGCUUUCCUUCACAAUGCUGAAAGGCCAGUUAUAUAUAGGGACUUUAAAACCUCUAAUAUACUGUUGGAUUCUGAUUACACUGCCAAGCUUUCUGAUUUUGGUCUUGCAAAAGCUGGACCACAAGGUGAUGAGACCCAUGUAUCAACUCGAGUGAUGGGUACAUACGGCUAUGCUGCUCCUGAAUAUGUAAUGACUGGCCACCUUACCGCCAGAAGUGAUGUAUACAGCUUUGGGGUUGUUCUUUUGGAGCUUUUGACUGGAAGAAAAUCUGUUGACAAAACGCGACCAAACAAGGAGCAAAGCUUGGUAGAUUGGGCCCGGCCGAAACUGAAUGACAAGAAAAAAAUGUUGCAAAUAAUUGACCCUAGAUUGGAAAAUCAGUACUCAGUGAGGGCAGCUCAGAAAGCCUGUAGCUUGGCAUACUAUUGCCUAAGCCAAAAUCCUAAAGCGAGGCCUUUAAUGAGUGAUGUAGUUGAAACUCUGGAACCUCUACAAUGUACCAGUGAUGUUGGUAAUGAAGUCUCAUCAUCACUUACCUCAACCUUAGCUAUUAGUGGUGCUAAUGUUUUCAAUAUGGGAGGAGUCCCAGGUUACCGGGCUCGUUCUAGGUUUGGCAAUAAUGUUGGCCCUGGUGCUAAUUGUCGGUCACCCAAUCCGAAUUGUUCCCCCAGUCCCGUGGCAUGCAGAGCUAGAUGAAAAUUGUGAGCUAUUGUAUACUCAUUUGGUGUGCAGUUUCCUCUCCAACCCCCAUGACACGAAUUUUCUUAAAUCAUGGGUGCAUUUGCUUCUUUGUACUUAAUGUAUACUGCUGUACCUGUACCACUUUGAACCCAAGCCCCGGCAACAACAUGGUGGCUUGUGUCAAUUUUCUAAUUGUUUUCACCUAGGAAAUUUGCCAUGUUAAAUUAUUGUUCCUCUACGAUUACCUAUUUUGCUGUUGAUGGAUCUGCUUUUGCCAUGAACUAAGAUUUUGACGUGGGCUUUAUAUA
Mangifera indica (mango) is the source of this 1850-nucleotide messenger RNA. RefSeq names its product probable serine/threonine-protein kinase PBL8. Bases 274 to 1557 code for a protein of 427 amino acids. The transcript has 7 exons. Gene Ontology annotation, molecular function: ATP binding; protein kinase activity. The record is from RefSeq and is a predicted model, not a curated record. Lineage: Eukaryota; Viridiplantae; Streptophyta; Magnoliopsida; Sapindales; Anacardiaceae. Gene Ontology annotation, biological process: protein phosphorylation.